Messenger RNA from Pocillopora damicornis (cauliflower coral), 1473 nucleotides. RefSeq lists its product as uncharacterized. Lineage: Eukaryota; Metazoa; Cnidaria; Anthozoa; Scleractinia; Pocilloporidae. The record is from RefSeq and is a predicted model, not a curated record.
UUUGAUAAUGUCGAUAAUGAUACAAUUUUUCAGGAGUACGAUCCACCACCAGGAGACGACAGUAAAAUGGGCUGGAGGAGAUCUCGACCGCCAAGAUGGUGGAUGUCGCUUUGGAAGGCCGUGAAAUGUGUUUUCUUUAUUCAAAUUAUAGGAGGUUUAGCUCUCGGCUCGCUCGCUCUAUUAAUUUUAGUUUUGGAUUUUAAUUCCGUAGAUCUUUGCUACGACAGACAGUUGCAUGGUCACUGGAACUCGUUACCUCGUAAGAUUCAGGCCAUUAUUGUGACAGCCGAGACACUGGAAGCAUAUGUAGUCCAGAUGUGGCCAUUUCUUCUGGUAAUCACAAUGUUUAGCUGGCCAUUAGUGAAAAGACUUAAUCUAUUAGUUCUUAAUCUAUUGGGAGCAUUCUUCGAUACCUGUUUCAGGCUGUACCUCCAAGUCUUUGAAAUAUACGAGAAGUCAUGGAUGUCUUUUCCUUUAAACGCUUUAUUUCUAACUAUGGUUCUGCUGAAUUCUGUUCUAGUGGGAAGAGAAAUUGCUAAAAUAACGGCCAGGGAUCGAAGAAGAAAACUUAGAAAAAUCCUCAAGGUUUCCUCUAUACUCGCAGCGCAAUUGGCAUUUGGGAUUCCUAUCGCUUUAGUUCUUGUUUACGUAUUGAUUCCAUUAUACGGUCAGCAGAAUGAGACGAACAGAGCCGUUAUAGCUGGCGCACUUCCUUUGAUGACCGCUGUACCGAAGGUCAUCGUCCGAUUGGCGGCCCAAAGGAUCGAUUUUCUCCAUCCCGGCGACUCCCAUGUCCUACUGAGUGUUCUAUACAGCGCAUCUGCGAUCGUUUUUCGCGUCAUGCAAGCAGAACUGACGAGUCUUCAACUGUUCAUUGCUCUGAGCUUUGUUCACAGUGCAGUUGACUUACUGGAAAGAUUGACCAUUGUUGUGCGGGAUUAUCUGUGGUAUUUUAUCUACAAAAAGUGUAAAGGUGACACUAACGCUGAAGACGCGUUAAGGGCGGACAGAUUUCGAACGCCCAGAAGCAUGCGUCUUAUUGCCGACAUGAGCAUUCAGAUGAUCCUCGGAGAAUCGACUGCGUUAAUAGCAGCGGUUGGCUUCAUCCAGCUGUAUAGCUUCAUGUACAACAAUAAUAGUCUGGCCUUCUCUGACCUGGGUUUGGUUGGGGAUUUCUUCAUCCGCGUGUCCAUUGCACUCACCAUCGAUUUCGUUUUCAAUUCGUUCUCAUUUUGGCUACAAAUAUCAUAUCUUAAUGUUGCUGUAGUGAAAGUGUGGAAGAAGAAAUGGCGAAAACAUAUGCUUGUGGGUCUGAUUUUGACCUCCGUGACACUCUGUUACUUUACAACUCAUUUGUUCGCAGUUGUAAAAGGCAAACAUACGUCUGCUGCUAGAAUGCGUCAUUUUAAUUGCACCAGGCCAUUUUCAAGAUUUUAGCUGAAACAGAGCAUGGUGUUAGGGAAAAUUUACUGA